AUGUCAGUUGGUUUUCGAAUUGCUAUUGUUGCUAUAUUAGGAAUUUUAUUUUGUCUAAUUGGUAUAGCAAGUAUAAUUUUAUCUAUAAUUGAAUUAUUCUAUGGUCGACCAAGUGUUUAUCAUUAUGAUGAAAGUCAAGGUGGUUUAAAAAUUGAAAAUCCACUAUGGCCAUCAUCAGGUAAAGGUUUUUGGGUUGGUCUUGUAUUGAUAGCAACAGGACUUGUUAGUAUAUUAGCAUCUCGAGAAUGGACUCUUCCAUCAAUUUUUGGAUUUACGGUACUUGCUGGUAUAUCAACUAUUCUUUCAUUCUAUUUAAUAAUGACAUGUAUUAUACCUGUUCAUUAUGAUACGAAAUAUUCUGAUACAUCAAGACCUCGUUGGCAAUUGUAUGAACUUAUUGUUAAUUCAUUAUUGAUUGUUGUUGGAGGAUUUGGUAUUAUUUUAGGUGCAAUAUCAACUCUUAUUGGUAGUUAUUUUAUUGGUUGUUGUAUUAAUCAACGUGAAAUAUAUGAAUAUAUUAAUGAACCUAAUAGAAUCUCAAUAUUACCAUUAAGAGAGUACAAAUAUAUUGUACCAAAUGUUAGAUCUAGAGGAGUUUUUUAA
Messenger RNA from Rotaria sordida, 603 nucleotides. The record is from the annotation of a GenBank genome assembly. Lineage: Eukaryota; Metazoa; Rotifera; Eurotatoria; Philodinida; Philodinidae.